AUGGCCUCGCUGCCCGAAGCACAGCGCCCAGAGUGGUACGUGCGUCCGCCCAAGAAGGCGCCGUCUGAAGCGGGCAAUGACGGCAAGGCCGCGCGGGAGCGCCGCAUCCUCGCACCCGAGAUCGUGUCGCUGAACGUUGGCGGCACGCUAUUUCAAACGACGAAAGACACGUUGUUGCAACAUGAGCACUCGCUCUUCCACCUCAUGCUGGCCACGCCGCCAAGCCACAACCACGACACGUACUUUAUCGAUGUGAACCCAAAGGCGUUCGAAGCUGUGCUGGACUACCUCCGGUAUGACGAGCUCUGUCUCGACGAUAUGACAACGUGGGAGCGCAAGAAGGUGCUCAAGACAUUUGCCUACCUCAAGCUGCCAGUGCCCAACGUCGGGUGGGACCCAUCGACCGGCGUUAUCUCGACGCGCAAUGGCUUCUCGCCGGGCGGCACCAUGUAA
This is a messenger RNA of Saprolegnia parasitica CBS 223.65, 453 nucleotides long. RefSeq lists its product as hypothetical. The coding region runs from base 1 to 453 and encodes 150 amino acids. NCBI's taxonomy places the organism in Eukaryota, Oomycota, Saprolegniomycetes, Saprolegniales, Saprolegniaceae. Gene Ontology annotation, molecular function: protein binding. Gene Ontology annotation, biological process: protein homooligomerization. The record is from RefSeq and is a predicted model, not a curated record. The transcript has 2 exons.